AUGCCUUACUCGCACAGCGCAAAGCAGACGCGUGCUGAAACGGGGCGUGCUGCACUUGCCACAACAUCGCUCUCGUUCUCGUAUCGAAGGCGCGAAUGCAGCCGUCCUGCGAGCCCGUAUAAAGCACGUGCUCCCCAUCCGAGCACGCACUCGAAACUCUGGACGGAUGCGACGGAACACAGAGUGCGAACGAUGAACGGUGGUGCACUUCAAGGAUCUUGCCGACGACGAGAGACGCGGCAAGCUCUCCACUGCGCACGUCAAACACACCGAGACACUUCGAGGACGCGACGAACACCGAGCUAG
Molecule: messenger RNA, 306 nt
Organism: Chondrus crispus (carragheen)
Lineage: Eukaryota; Rhodophyta; Florideophyceae; Gigartinales; Gigartinaceae
Exons: 1
Coding region: 1-306 (101 amino acids)
Source: RefSeq, a predicted model, not a curated record